Messenger RNA from Pseudopodoces humilis (Tibetan ground-tit), 351 nucleotides. NCBI's taxonomy places the organism in Eukaryota, Metazoa, Chordata, Aves, Passeriformes, Paridae. The record is from RefSeq and is a predicted model, not a curated record.
AUGUCGAGGAGCGCCCCCCGCUCGGCUCCGGCGGCGGGCACGUCCCUGCCCUCGGCGCCCGGCGGCGGCGGGGCCGAGGCCAGCAGCAGGAGCACGAUGGCGGGCAGCGCCUGCCGCUUCUUCGCCCCUCGCAUCUCUGCGGCGCUGGGAGGAGGCAGAGAGCGAAGGCGGUCAGCGGCGGGCCCCGCCCGCCCCCCAUGCCGCGCCCGGGGGCACCCCCGCCUGCCGCUCCGCACGCCUGGGCCGGGCGCGGCCGGCGGAGGGACCGCGGAACGGGGACCCGACGGGCCGCUGGCCCCGCUGGCCCCGCCGGCCCCCGCGCUCGCCCGGCUCCGCGGAGCCUGCGUUUAA